Aspergillus homomorphus CBS 101889 is the source of this 3813-nucleotide messenger RNA. RefSeq names its product transcription initiation factor TFIID subunit TAF2. The transcript has 4 exons. Bases 1 to 3813 code for a protein of 1270 amino acids. Gene Ontology annotation, molecular function: transcription cis-regulatory region binding; chromatin binding; RNA polymerase II general transcription initiation factor activity. Gene Ontology annotation, biological process: transcription initiation at RNA polymerase II promoter. The record is from RefSeq and is a predicted model, not a curated record. Gene Ontology annotation, cellular component: transcription factor TFIID complex. Lineage: Eukaryota; Fungi; Ascomycota; Eurotiomycetes; Eurotiales; Aspergillaceae.
AUGCCAGGCGUCGUCGAGCCCCCAGUCGGGGCUUCUAGGCCGGACCUGGGCUUCACUGUCGCGCAUCAGAAGGUUGAUCUUGAAAUCGACUUCGCGACCAAGAGUCUAAAGGGCAAAACCACGAUUACCAUCCACCCGCAUCACAAGGAUCUUCGCGUUAUACGACUGAACUUCCGACAAGGCGAGUUGAGGCGUCUGAAUGUUAGUGGGAAAGUACCGACUGUCAAAUAUGUGGAUCAAUAUGAGAAUCUGCAACUAUAUGGUCCUCACUAUCACCAGCGUCUUUCAGCCAAGAUAGAUGGACUACUCAAGACGCCGCCAGAGCCCGAGUUGCUCGUGUCGGUCCCAAAAAGCGUUCGGAUUGAAGAACUUGACCCCACCUCCACUGAAGCCCAGGACCAGAUGACACUACGUGCAACAGGAGCAGCGGAUGAGGCAGAAGGGCCUUUGAGCUCUAAGGCAACGGAGACCUCACUUCCUCAAUUCACGGCAUUGACGAUGUACAUUGAAUUUGUCACCGACAAUAUACGAGACGGGUUACAGUUCGUCGGGGUAGAAAACGGCGACAGACGUUACCCCCACGCCUACACAACAAACUCUCUUGGAUACGGAGUUGGAUGUUCUCUUUUCCCGUGUGUGGAUGACCCUGCAUCACGUUGUCCUUGGGAAAUAUCGAUCAAAUGCCCAUGCACGCUAGGCGAUAUGUUUGAUCGCAAAUUUCGAGAUCAAUCGAGUGUGACCAAUUCCAACCGACCAAAUGCCACCGGGCAUGACCGAUACAUUGCCUCGGAUGACGAGGCAUUGGAUGUGGCUGUUGUCUGUUCUGGCGAGCUAACAGACGAGAUCGUUGACCCGAAGGACCCGAGUAAGAAAACGGUCUCGUUCGCUUGUUACUCCCCUCUUUCGGCCCAGCAGGUUGGGUUUGCGAUUGGCCCAUUCGAGUAUGUCAACCUUGCCGAUUUUCGCGAAAGUGAUCAGGAUGAACAGCUCGGUCAAAAUGCGAUUCCUCUGCACGCGUUCUGUCUUCCCGGCAGGGCGGACGAGGUACGCAAUACAUGUUUCCCUAUGGCCAAGGCUAUAGACUUCUUCUCACUCUCAUACGGCUCCUAUCCAUUUUCAAGCUACAAGAUCUGCUUCGUAGAUGAUUUGCCUGAAGGCACGCUGCCAACAGCCUGUCUGUCCAUUUGCAGCAGCCACCUUCUGUUUCCUGAAGAAGUCAUUGACCCGAUGUAUGAUUCGACUCGUACUUUGGUUCAUGCUCUUGCAUCCCAGUGGAUUGGCGUCAACAUCGUUCCAAAGGAACCUGCAGAUACCUGGGUUACCGUUGGCGUCUCUUGGUACAUCACGGAUACUUUCAUGCGGAAGCUUUGUGGCAACAACGAAUACCGCUUCCGGCUGAAACAGAUGUCUGACAAAGUCUGUGACCUUGACUACGAGCGGCCCUCAAUCCAUGACAUGGGAAACAUCCUGCAAAUAGACCCUUCUGAGAUUGAAUUCAUCGCGCUCAAAGCUCCCCUGGUUUUGUUCAUCCUAGACCGACGGCUCACGAAGGCUAGCGGAAAGGCAACAAUGUCCCGCAUCAUAUCUCGAUUGUUCUUGAACUCCCGAAUGGGCGACAUACCGAAUGGAGCUGUCACCAGCUCACUUUUCCAGAAGACUUGUGAACGGCUCGGUCACGCGAAACUUGAUGCGUUUUUCCAGCAGUGGGUAUACGGCGCUGGGUGUCCCCGAUUCCAAGCCACGCAGCGCUUCAAUAAGAAGAAGCUCGUUGUUGAGAUGAUGAUAAGACAAGUCCAAGCAGACCCUUCAAGUACACGUGAUUUGGACAAAAAUGCGUUUAUGCGUGAUGUCAAGGAGGAGAUACGCAACGUGUAUGCGGGCGUUGUCCAGCCUGUGUUUACUGGUUCUAUGACUAUUAGGAUUCACGAAGCUGAUGGUACCCCUUACGAACAUAUUGUUGAGAUCAAAGAAGGCGUCACUAAGUUCGACAUUCCCUAUAACACGAAGUACAAGCGGCUAAAGAGGAACAAGAGGCAGAAGGAGCGUGCAGCUGCGGCAUCGGGUGGUGACCCCGGUGUCGAGACACAGGAGGAUGUUUUGCUUUAUUGUCUGGGCGACGUACUUCAAAGCGAAGAAGAGAUCCAGGAAUGGAGGCUCGCUGAUUGGAGUAAAGAAGACGAAGAGAGAAUGGGACAGGAAUCUUACGAGUGGAUUCGCAUGGACGCAGACUUUGAAUGGGUUUGCAAGUUAUCACUGGCAAUGCCAGGGUACAUGUAUCUCUCACAACUCCAGCAGGAUCGAGAUGUCAUUGCUCAAUUGGAGUCACUGCAAUAUAUGGCGGUUCAGCGAGAGCAUCCGCUGAUUUCGUCCAUCUUUGUCCGAACCCUUAUGGACCGGAGAUACUUCUACGGCAUCCGCGUGGCUGCCGCUCAAGCCUUGGUCAAGCAUGCCAAAGAAGAGAUCAACUGGCUAGGGUUGUUUCAUCUCGAAAGAGCUUUUCAAGAGCUUUUCUGCCUUCCGGGGUCUCCGAUGACUCGUUCAAAUGACUUCUCCGAUAGAGCCGCAUACGUCCUUCAACUAAUCAUCCCAGAAGCCAUAUCGAAAGUCCGCGACAACAGUGGCAAGACGCCAAUGAGGGUGAAACGCUUCCUGUAUGACAAGUUGAAGUUCAAUGACAACUCCAAUAAUGAGUAUUCGGACAACUUUUACGUAGCGACGUUGAUGGAAUCGCUCUGCCAUGCAAUGCUAGGAAAGGUCGAGUCUCGCAUGGAUGAUAUCGACGAUUUUGAUAUGGAGCGUGUGCUCGAAACCCAAGCAGAGGAUCAAUUGGAGAAAGACGCCAUUGCGGAGAUCGAUAGGUAUAGAAGGAUGGAUGAAUGGUCUAGCUCUUUCCAGAACAUCUAUUCCCGCGCCGCAUUACGUUGCCAGAUGCAACUAAUGCAAGCAGACAUUUUGAAUCUCGACGUGAUGCAGUUUUUGCCGUAUACGCGAGCUGGAACUUACGACCUUCUUCGUCUCGAUGCGUUCGAAUGUCUUGUUGAGCUCGAUCUAUUCCGGAACCCUGAACUGCUGCGGUGGUUCAUAUUCACCAUGUCAAGCGAUUCUUCCGCCUUGGUGAGACGGCGACUCCACGGCUUAUUUGGUAAAGCCCUGGCUCCUGUCGCCUUCGGCCGUGACCAGAACCAAGAUCAGCCGACGAACGCCGAUAAUCUGAUCAUUGAGCAGGAAUCCUCGACUGAAGUCCGUCAAGCGGAUCUUGCGCGAAGACAGACCGUUACCGGAGCGUUGGGGGCUCUGAAGAAUGAGAUAUCGGGCGAUCAAGUUUUGAAAGAAUCCCUCUGGGCUGCAUGCAAUUCUCCAUACAUUGGCGUGCUUGAGCUCUCAGAGUUUACAGAUCUUUGUCGAGUCUUAUAUGAUGCUGUGACGUCCCGCAUGGUCGCUCUGAAGUAUCCUCACUAUUGGGCUGUGAAGCAUCUUGGAAGAGGUCGUUUACAUUUCUUCCGGUCAAACAAAAUCCGGACGACGCUUGCUCCAUCCAAAGACACCACAGCCGCAAAGCGCAAGCGCGAGGAUCAGGCAAUGGUGCCGCCCGCACCUCGCAUCACAUUCAAGAACCCUAAGCAGGGUCCCGGUGUGACUCCUUUCAGCCCGAGACCGAGCUCGCAAACGACGCCUAGGUUGCACAUUCCCAACCUGCCUUCCCCUGCGCUCCAGGCGCCGCCACAGAGGACAACAACUGCUCCCUCAACUCCCUCCACUCCCAGUGGUGGUGGUUUCAAAUUAAAACUGAAGUUCGGCCAGAAGCCGAAAUAG